Messenger RNA from Balaenoptera ricei (Rice's whale), 965 nucleotides. RefSeq names its product methyltransferase like 26 (gene METTL26). The record is from RefSeq and is a predicted model, not a curated record. The transcript is spliced from 5 exons. Lineage: Eukaryota; Metazoa; Chordata; Mammalia; Artiodactyla; Balaenopteridae. The coding region runs from base 109 to 837 and encodes 242 amino acids.
CGGACUACCACUCCCGACGGGCCCCGCGGUACCACAGCACCACUCCCGACGGGCCCGGCGGUGCUGGAUUAACACUCGCAACAGGCCCCGCCGCGCGGGACUAGAAAGAUGCUGGUGGCGGCGGCCGCCGAACGGAACAAGGAACCCAUCCUGCGCGUGCUGCGGCAGUACGUGGACGCGGCCCAGCGCGGCGUCCGCGUGCUCGAGGUGGCCUCGGGCUCUGGCCAGCACACGGCCCACUUCGCGCGGGCCUUUCCCCACGCCGAGUGGCAGCCGUCCGACGUGGACCAGCGCUGCCUGGACAGCAUCUUGGCCACCACUCAGGCCCAGGGACUGCCCAACGUGAAGGCCCCGCUGUACCUGGACGUGAGGUGGGAUUGGGAACAGUGGGGCGGGAUCCUGCCGCAAUCUCUGGACCUGCUACUCUGCAUCAACAUGAGCCACAUCAGCCCCCUGAGCUGCACCGAGGGGCUCUUCAGAGCAGCAGGACACCUGCUCAAACGCAAGGCGCUCCUCAUCACCUAUGGGCCCUAUGCCAUCAAUGGGAAGAUUUCUCCUCAGAGUAACGUGGACUUUGACCUCACCCUCAGAUGCAGGAACCCAGAGUGGGGGCUGCGGGACACGGCCCUUCUGGAGAGCCUGGGCCAGGCCAGUGGGCUGCUCCUGGAGAGGCUGGUAGGUGGGGAGGACUGUGGUCACAGGCAGCCUCCCUGGGGACCAGGAGCAGCUUCUCCAGCCAAAGUAUCUCCCCCAGGUGGACAUGCCAGCCAACAACAAGUGCCUAAUUUUCCGGAAAGAGUAAACCCCUUCUCCGCCAUGCCUGUGUCCCUGGGAUAAACCCCGAUCACCAGCCCCUGCCACCCUGGGCCAGACUAUGGGGACUGGCCCUCCCCAGACUGGGGAUUCUUAUCCAGUGGCCACAGGGCUGCUAAGAGCCUGGGAAUAAAGUGUUUCCUGCUGUCCCA